GGAAUGCACAAAACUUAGCCUGAUUAUUCUUUUAUGCAGACAUUCGUGACUGCGAGCCCAUAUUGAUAUGAAAUGUUGAAAUAAGUAGCUGAAGGUUACGCGGGAAAAGAGGGGUGAUAUGUCAAGUGACGUUUCGUCUCCAUCUGUUCUGGAAGUGGUUACUGUUGUAGGUAAAACUGUAUGCGCAGGCGCGGCACUGACAGCCGCUCUUUACUUGAUCCGCAGAGUGUGUUUAAUAAUGGCCUGGAAAUCAGGAGGAACUACCCAAGCAGAGCUCGUCAACAACCUUCGCAAAAAUGGAAUCAUCAAAUCGGAUAAGGUCUAUGACGUCAUGCUGGCCACUGACCGGGCUCACUUCUCUCGCUGUAACCCGUACAUGGAUUCACCACAGUCUAUAGGCUUUCAAGCAACCAUCAGUGCUCCACAUAUGCACGCCUACGCGCUGGAGCUGCUUCACGAUCAGUUGUAUGAGGGGGCGAAGGCCUUAGACGUGGGGUCUGGGAGUGGGAUCCUCUCCGUGUGUUUCGCUCGAAUGGUGGGUCCGAAAGGGAAGGUAAUAGGAAUUGAUCACAUCCAGGAGCUAGUGGACGAGUCUUUAACUAACGUAAAGAAAGAUGAUCCCAGCUUGAUAUCUUCUGGCCGAGUGACACUGAUAGUGGGAGAUGGCAGAAUGGGCCACACAGCAGAGGCUCCCUUCGAUGCCAUCCAUGUUGGGGCAGCAGCACCUACAGUGCCACAAGCACUCCUGGAUCAGCUGAAGCCCGGUGGCCGGCUCAUCCUGCCCGUGGGCCCAGCCGGCGGCAACCAGAUGCUGGAGCAGUACGACAAGAUGGAGGACGGCAGCACCAAAAUGAAGCCCCUAAUGGGGGUGAUUUACGUGCCUUUAACAGACAAAGACAAGCAGUGGUCCAGGUGGAAGUGACUUCCUACUCCUCCCUCCCCCCCUUCUUCCCCCCCCAGGGUGGCACAGGGAUGAACUCUGAAUCAGCAGACCGGCUUUAUCCAACAUUUCACUCUGAACUGGGGGGGGCGGGGGGUUGCGACAGGUUCGACGCCAUUGGAUUUCAAACUAAAAAGCUUCAAUAAAAAAAUCAUGAAUGAAAGAACGAAGAAACACCCCCCAGCAUUGCAGUUGUAAUUACGUUUUUAUUUUCUCUCCGGUUGUGGAGCUACGAGUAUUAUAAUGUUAGAUAACCCCCUCUUGAAGGUAAUGGACUGUGGGUUAUUUAACAUAUUUUACAGGAAAGGGGGUUAUUUCUGUUUUUUUUUUUUUAAAUAUCCACCCAAGUUGUCAAUUUGUAUUUCUUUUGAACAGAGGUUGUUCUAGUGAUGAAUUCAGUAUUGCAACCCAUUCUUUCUUGUAUUCUUUACUCUCAUGUGCUUCGGCUUCUAUGGAGCUGAGUGAGAGAGAAUGGGCCUCCUCUGAGCUCAGCUGUAUGACUGAACUUGGUGGAAAGGAAGAAAAGAAAAAAAGAAAAAAAAGACACUUCACAGUAGCUGCCGUGUGUGCAAUUUGCCGGUCAAUGUAGAUAAAUGAAUUGCUCUUUGACGCUAACAUACAUUUGACGCUUCCUCCAACGCUAACUGUUUGUAAGCAGAGCCGCACAUACUCCACUGCCCCACAAUGGCUGAACUCCACUCCCUGGUGUAGUUGUUUGAUAUGCAGCACUUAACACAAAUUGGCAUUGUUGAUGUCCCUCCUCGUGGAGCUGGCUUUUCUACACAAACGAAAAAAUGCACACGUCUACAAACAACAACAACAACAACAACAACAACAAAAUAAACAGGGCUGAGCUUUGCUUUCUCUCUUCUGUCACUUGUAUUGCCCACCGACUGUUUUCCAUGACAACGUUGUGUGCUGGCCCUGAUUGUGGCGACUUCCACAAAUAAAGUAUGGCUUUGCCAAAAUAAACCUCGACGCAAAGCA
This is a messenger RNA of Clupea harengus (Atlantic herring), 1927 nucleotides long. It is a transcript of the gene pcmt1, whose product is annotated as protein-L-isoaspartate (D-aspartate) O-methyltransferase. Gene Ontology annotation, biological process: protein modification process. The record is from RefSeq and is a predicted model, not a curated record. Gene Ontology annotation, cellular component: cytoplasm. Gene Ontology annotation, molecular function: protein-L-isoaspartate (D-aspartate) O-methyltransferase activity. NCBI's taxonomy places the organism in Eukaryota, Metazoa, Chordata, Actinopteri, Clupeiformes, Clupeidae.